CACUGAGCUAUCUGAACAGGAAAAUAUCAAUAGUUCUACAAUUUCAAAUCCACUUCAACACAAAGGUAGAGGCUGCCCUGCAAACAAAAGGUACUUGUCAGCCAUUGAGAAUCAUGAUACCAAGAGUGCUGUAUCGAUUAAUCAGGAAGAAAUAUCAGCAUCAGAAUCAGUAAAGAAAAACAAGCGGCAAUAUGCUAUGUGUAAGUCAUGGUAUCAUGAUUCUCGAAAUUGCCCUCUGAAAAAAUAA
Molecule: messenger RNA, 247 nt
Organism: Racocetra persica
Lineage: Eukaryota; Fungi; Glomeromycota; Glomeromycetes; Diversisporales; Gigasporaceae
Source: the annotation of a GenBank genome assembly